AUGGGAGAGCCACUAUCAAACGGUGCACCGGCUGCUAAGCCGGUCUUGUUCUUUGACAUCGACAACUGCCUCUACUCUCGCAGCCACAAGAUUCACCAUCUCAUGGCCGACCUCAUUGAUCAGUACUUCAUCACACAUCUGUCCCUGCCCGCCGAAGAGGCCAAAAGAUUGACGCAUGAAUACUACACAAAGUAUGGUCUCGCCAUAGAAGGCCUGGUCCGACACCAUCAGAUGGACCCCCUUGACUUUAAUUCCAAGGUGGAUGAUGCCCUGCCUCUCGAGGAUAUUCUCAAGCCAGACACGGAGCUCCGGGCGCUUUUGGAGGACAUUGAUAGGGACAAGGUCAGACUUUGGCUCUUCACAAACGCCUACGUCAAUCACGGGAAGCGCGUUGUGAGGCUUUUGGGCAUCGAUGACCUCUUUGAGGGUCUAACCUACUGCGACUACGCUCAAGUGCCAUUUCUCUGCAAACCUGCAAAGGACAAGUUUCGGAAGGCCAUGCGCGAAGCGGGCAUUGAUGAUCCAAACAAAUGUUAUUUUGUAGAUGACUCAUACGCCAAUUGCAAGAGCGCGGAAGAGCUUGGCUGGACAGCAGCCCACUUGGUUGAAGAAGACCUACCAGUUCCCGAAACCAAAGCAUCAACUUACCAGAUUCGUCAUUUGAAAGAAUUGCGAAAUGCCUACCCGCAAUUCUUCAAGUCCACAAGCAAGAAAGCCGACCCGGCGAUUUGA
Colletotrichum truncatum is the source of this 732-nucleotide messenger RNA. RefSeq lists its product as uncharacterized. Gene Ontology annotation, biological process: nucleotide catabolic process; pyrimidine nucleobase metabolic process. Lineage: Eukaryota; Fungi; Ascomycota; Sordariomycetes; Glomerellales; Glomerellaceae. Gene Ontology annotation, molecular function: nucleotidase activity. The record is from RefSeq and is a predicted model, not a curated record.